AUGCAGGUCCUAAGGGGUUUGGAGACUUGUACGCAACUCGUAACUGCUCUGCUUCUCGGUUCUUGCCACAUUGCCAUAGUGGCAUUUAGACAUGAACAAGUGUUUAACCUGUCGGAUGUUAUUAAUCGAGCCCCGUACCUAUUUGGCCGCCCAAAUGCCUUAUGCGCUAUUGACUAUCGGCAUCGAGAGAAGGAGGCUAUCCUUGUUUCGGAUAAAAAUCAUACAAGAGAGGAGUUGGGCUUUUCUGUCCCUAUAUUACUGCCAUGCGUCGUGUUCUACAUUUGGUCACAACAGUUUUACCAAUUACUUGUGCUAAUCCCACUUCAACGGGAGCCACUUCAGCGGAAAUUCCGCUCCAGUGGCUAA
Molecule: messenger RNA, 366 nt
Organism: Protopolystoma xenopodis
Lineage: Eukaryota; Metazoa; Platyhelminthes; Monogenea; Polystomatidea; Polystomatidae
Source: the annotation of a GenBank genome assembly